AUGGACCUGAGAUAUCCCGAGACUCUCAAAGAGUACGGCAAACCCGGCGCGAAGAAGGACGGCGACGGAGGAGCGGAGGAUGGAGAGGAGAAGGAACACCCCGCCAUCGCGCGCGUGCGAUGCAUGAUGGGCCGCGAGAUUCGCGUCAAGGUCGUCGACGGCCGAGUCUUCGUCGGGCGGUUCGAGUGCUACGACAAGCAGGGCAACAUCCUGAUGGAGGACGCGAUGUCCACGACGUUGGACGAUCCGGAGGGCACGGAGCCUCACACGUACCGCGGGAUGAUCAUCAUUCAGAAGCAGCACAGGGUGGAGACGCAGCUGAUCGUUCGGGACGGCGAGUGCGAUCCCACCGCGCCGGACUUUGACCCGUACAAGGAGCUGGAGGAGCAGGAGCUGUUGUACCAGGCGGAGGCGGAGGCGCAGGCGGACGGGGGUGCGGACCCGAUAGACGACCACGAACCACCGGUCCUUUAG
Messenger RNA from Micromonas commoda, 474 nucleotides. RefSeq lists its product with no specific name. Lineage: Eukaryota; Viridiplantae; Chlorophyta; Mamiellophyceae; Mamiellales; Mamiellaceae. Gene Ontology annotation, cellular component: NatC complex. Bases 1 to 474 code for a protein of 157 amino acids. The record is from RefSeq and is a predicted model, not a curated record. The transcript has a single exon.